This is a messenger RNA of Hippopotamus amphibius kiboko, 2990 nucleotides long. It is a transcript of the gene INPP5J, whose product is annotated as inositol polyphosphate-5-phosphatase J. Gene Ontology annotation, biological process: negative regulation of peptidyl-serine phosphorylation; phosphatidylinositol dephosphorylation. The transcript has 14 exons. Gene Ontology annotation, molecular function: phosphatidylinositol-3,4,5-trisphosphate 5-phosphatase activity; phosphatidylinositol-4,5-bisphosphate 5-phosphatase activity. Bases 1 to 2970 code for a protein of 989 amino acids. NCBI's taxonomy places the organism in Eukaryota, Metazoa, Chordata, Mammalia, Artiodactyla, Hippopotamidae. The record is from RefSeq and is a predicted model, not a curated record. Gene Ontology annotation, cellular component: ruffle; cytoplasm; plasma membrane.
AUGGAGGGCCAGGGCGUCAGUGGCAGCGGGAGGCCGGGGACCCGGGCUGGCCUGGGUCCCCUGCCCAUGCCCCAAGGGAUUUCCCAAACUGGGGCACCCUCCAAGAAGAUGGACUCACGUUUUCAGCUCCCAGCGAAGGAGAAUGCAGCCCCAGUACCAUCGGAACCAAGGUUGGCUCUGGCACCUGUGGGGCCACAAGCAGCGAUGCCACCUUCCUCAGUGGGGCCAAGGCUGGCUCUGGCGCCUCCCCGACCCAUCCUGGCUUCAAUGUCUGUGGGCCAGUUGGUGACGUCUGCCUCGGCUGGGCCGAAGCCUCCUCCAGCAACCUCAGGCUCAGUCCUGGCUCCAACAUCCCUGGGGCAGCUGGUGACGUCUGCCUCGACUGGGCCAAGGCCUCCCCCAGCUACCCUGGGGCCCAGGCUGGCUCCACUGUCCAGGGACCAGAAGCAGGUGCCACCUGCCUCUAUGGGACCCAAGCCAGCACUGGCAGCUUCAGGCCUGAGCCUGGCCAUGGCAUCUGAGAAACAGCCCCUCCAGCCCCCCUCCAGCCCUUCCGCAGUGCCCAGUCGGGUUCCGUUGCCCUCUCAGGAACAGGCCGUGGCUCCAGCAACCAUCACAUCAGCCCCGGCCUCUGUGGGAUGGACACCAGCUAAACAGAGGGAUGCCCCAGCCCCUAGAGCUCUUCCCACUUCUGAAGGGCAUCUCCAGCCGCCAACUCAGGCAUCUGGUCCUGUGGGCUCCCCAUCCUUGAUUCAAGCCCCCCCAGACCCUCGGAUCUCCCCCUCCUUCAGAGCCCGGCCUGAGGCCCCCCGCAGCAGUCCUGAGGAUCCUGUCUUCUCCCGGCCACCCCAGACCCUGCCCCUGGAUGCGGGCCAGGGUCCUCCAGAGCCUGGCACUCGCUCUCCAGGGCUUCUGUCCCCCACCUUCCGGCCAGGGGCCCCCUUAGCCCAGACUGUGCCCCCACCUCUGCCCAAGCCACCCCGAUCUCCCAGCCGCUCCCCCAGCCGCUCCCCCAACCGCUCCCCAUGUGUCCCCCCAGCCGCUGAGAUGGCCCUCCCCAGGCCUGGCACCCAGAGUGCAGGGCCUGGCGGACACCUGAGCCCCAACCUUCAGCCCAGAGCUACCCCAGCCCCGGUUACCACCUCCUCUUCUACAUCCACUUCAUCCUCCUCCUCUUGGUCAGCUCAGCCCACCUGCAAGAGUGACCCCGGCUUCUGGAUCACUGUGGUCACGUGGAACGUGGGCACCGCCAUGCCCCCCGACGAUGUCACAUCCCUCCUCCACCUGGGCAGCAGCGGCGAUGACCGUGACAGGGCAGACAUGAUCGCCAUAGGGUUGCAGGAAGUGAACUCUAAGAUCAACAAGCGGCUCAAGGACGCUCUCUUCACGGACCAGUGGAGCGAGCUCUUCAUGGACGCUCUGGGGCCCUUCAACUUCGUGCUGGUGAGCACUGUGCGGAUGCAGGGCGUCAUUCUGCUGCUGUUCGCCAAGUACUACCACCUGCCCUUCCUGAGGGACGUGCAGACGGACUGCACGCGCACGGGCCUGGGCGGCUAUUGGGGCAACAAGGGCGGAGUGAGCGUGCGACUGGCCGCCUUCGGGCACAUGCUGUGCUUCCUGAACUGCCACCUGCCGGCCCACAUGGACAAAGCGGAGCAGCGCAAGGACAACUUCCAGACCAUCCUCAGCCUCCAACAGUUCCAGGGGCCUGGCGCUCAAGGCAUCCUGGAUCACGACCUCGUGUUCUGGUUCGGGGACCUGAACUUCCGCAUCGAGAGCUACGACCUGCACUUCGUCAAGUUUGCCAUCGACAGCGAGCAGCUUCACCAGCUCUGGGAGAAAGACCAGCUCAACAUGGCCAAGAACACCUGGCCCAUCCUGAAGGGCUUUCAGGAGGGGCCCCUCAACUUUGCGCCCACCUUCAAGUUUGAUGUGGGUACUAACAAAUAUGAUACCAGUGCCAAGAAGCGGAAGCCGGCCUGGACAGACCGUAUCCUGUGGAAGGUCAAGGCUCCAGGUGGAGGUCUCAGCCCCUCAGGACGGGAGAGCCACCGGCUCCAGGUGACCCAGCACAGCUACCGCAGCCACAUGGAGUACACUGUCAGUGACCACAAGCCCGUGGCUGCCCAGUUCAUCCUGCACUUUGCCUUCAGAGACGAUGUGCCGCUCGUGCAGCUAGAGGUGGCGGACGAGUGGGUGCGGCCGGAGCAGGCAGUGGUGAGGUACCGCAUAGAGACGGUGUUCGCCCGCAGCUCCUGGGACUGGAUCGGCUUGUACCGGGUGGGUUUCCGCCACUGUAAGGACUACGUGGCUUAUGUCUGGGCCAAACACGAGGAUGUGGAUGGGAACAUCUACCAGGUGAUGUUCAGCGAGGAGUCACUGCCCAAAGGCCACGGAGACUUCAUCCUGGGCUAUUAUAGCCACACCCACAGCAUCCUCAUCGGGGUCACUGAGCCCUUCCAGAUCUCGCUGCCUACCUCGGAGCUGGCCAGCAGCAGCACAGACAGCUCAGGCACCAGCUCAGAGGACGAGGAUGACAGCACCCUGGAGCUACUUGCACCCAAGUCCCGCAGCCCCAGCCCUGGCAAGUCCAAGCGGCACCGCAGCCGAAGCCCAGGCCUGGCCCGUUUCCCCGGCCUUGCCCUGAGGCCCUCGUCCCGUGAACGCCGUGGUACCAGCCGAAGCCCCUCGCCCCAGAGCCGCCGCCUGCCCCGGGUGGCCCCCGACAGGGGCAGUGAUGGUGGCAGCCAGGGCAGCAGUGAGGAGGGGCCCCCUGGGCUGCCUGGGGCCUGGGCCUUCCCGCCAUCUGUGCCUCGAAGCCUGGGCUUGCUGCCUGCCUUGCGCCUGGAGACUGUAGACCCUGGCGGUGGUGGCUCCUGGGGACCUGAUCGGGAGGCCCCAGCCCCCGACAGCCUGUCUCCCAGCCCCCAGGGUCGGCAGGGGCUGGAGGAAGGGGGUCUGGGGCCCUAAGGGUGGGGUGGGCAGGCGGG